This is a messenger RNA of Aegilops tauschii subsp. strangulata, 5512 nucleotides long. NCBI's taxonomy places the organism in Eukaryota, Viridiplantae, Streptophyta, Magnoliopsida, Poales, Poaceae. The record is from RefSeq and is a predicted model, not a curated record.
GGGCUCCGGCGGCGGCUCCGCGCAGGGGAGCUGGCGGCGGCGGCGGGGGAACCCUAGGAGCGGGGGAGCGGGGGAUGGGUCGUCAAGGAUGAUAACUAGCUAGCUAAUGAAAUCUCCAAGUAUUCUUCACAAGUGUGCUCUUCUUACCUCUGGCACCAAGUUGAGCCUCAUAGAUUGCUUGGAUUAAUACAAGCCAGUGGUUUGUAAACUGCAUCGCAAAUCUCCUGGUGAUCUAUACUGGCAAUUAUGUUAUGUCUUAUGUGCGAAUUCUGUCAUACAUGUCACUAAUCGUAAUCCAUGGUGACAUUUUGCAUCCUCUUGGCAGAUGCCGUCGGGAAGUGAGUUGAUGGAGACUCGUCGAGAUUUGUUUUUGUUCUUCUCUUCUUUGAGUGUUGGAGUUUAUGUGAUUGUAUUAUUAUUUUUACUUCUCUUGCAGAAUAAAAGAGUCUAAUUUAUUCAUUUGCCGUGCUAUUGGAUUAUUCUGGAACUAUUUUUCAGAUAAAAGAGCAGGAUCAAGAGGAUUUUCAGACAUCCUUUUAUUAUGACACCCUUUUGAUGUUCCUGCUACCUGGGUUUUUUUAUACAUAAUUAGGAAGAGACUAAUGGAUCAAUGAUGAAAAUGUCUUUAUUUCUAAAAUUGUGUUAAUGUUGAUUAUUGUUAUUGCAGUAGAGGGUUAAUCUUGAAUGUAAUGUCAUUGAUGAUACAUGGAUGAAUAACUGCAUUCUUAAUAAAUAAUAUGUUUUACUAUUUGACAAUCAGAAUUUGUUAGUCACUUAGAGCAGAGUUGGUAGAGAAAUUUAGCAUAAGCUUCUGCCGGUAAUAAUUUUGAUUAUUUUCAACCUUUUAUGGCUUGGCAUCUUGUAUAUGUCUUUGCACAUGGAUUUCACAUGCUGGCUAACUAUCACAAAAAAUGUGCAAAUUGAUACUCAAUUUGAACUAAAACCACGACACUUAUUUUGGAUCGGAGGGAGUAUUAUUUUGAAGAUUCUAGUUUUAAAACUGAAAAUGUGCAUUCUCAGUAUCCAUGUGGCAUUGCAUAUUUUUCAGUUGAACGGUAAAAAGGCCAUGGCUGAUGAGAGAAAAGCGGAGCAGGUACGCUGGCCAGCUGGGUGCAUUUAUGCUGAUGGCUGCAUUGAAGUAGAGCCUGGACGCUUGGUAUUGCAGCACAAUUAUUGAAGUAGGGCUUGGUAUUGAUAAAAAAAAAGUUUGAAUCCCCUGGUUUAUCAUUGGGACAGGAAAUUUCAAGAUUCUGUACUGGAAGUUUCUUUAAAGUUUGUGUUGUUAUUUGAUACAAAUAGUCCUAUAUGUCUCCACAUUUUUUUUCUGGUCAGACUGCUUAUGCAUGUAAAAUGCUUGGCUCAAAAAUGCUUCGCGAUAACUAGUUUGAUAUUAAUGGACGUGCAUGUUUCUUGGGAAGCAUGUUAAUAUUUUAGGCCUGCAUAAAGCAAUUUUAAUCUGUGUCUCUUAACAAGUGAUAAACCUUACUUUUUAAAACUUUGCCUGAGUUGCUGAAAAAGCUAAACUAGUGUGAAUAAGCCCAGCUGUUCAACGGUACAGCUAGUUAAUGUGUGACAUGACAAGACGAACAUAGUAGUAAUGGCGAGUGGGCCAGUUCAUGUCCUGGCACAUGAAUUAUUGCUAUUGGACUGGAAGGCCACCUUCGUGGACACUAUACAGAGCCAUAGCCACAGCUUGCACUGCAUUUUUCAGAGGAGGGGGGAGGGCUCCAGUAUGCUCCGAUUGGAUCUGAUCUCCCCUUGCAGCACUCUCAUCGGUCUGUACCCAGGUGUAGAAGCAGCAAUCACAUUCUCUUUCCUCUGUUUUCCUUUUAGCAUUGUGAGAUUUUAAGAAUAGCAAUUGGAUGACCGUUGGAGCAAAUUGCAUCUUCAAGAUGAACACUAUUGGUUCUUACUAUCAGUGGGUUUUCCUUGUUGGAAGAGUGGUUUGUAAGCCUUCAGUUUCCAUUCACUGAAACAAAUCACCUGGGUGUUUUGGGUGAAUCUCCCUUGCCGAGUUUGUCUGAUCCAUGGCGGCCAUACUUGGAUCUUUGCUUGGAUCAUGUGCCAGUAAGUUGCAAAAUAUCAUUACAGAUGAGGCCAUACUAAUCCUUGGGGUGGAAGAAGAUCUCAGAGAAGUCCUGCAGCAAGUAGAACUAAUACAGUGUUGCAUAUAUGAUGCUGAGAAAAGGAGGACCAAAGAGCUAGCAGUAAACAAUUGGCUCGGCCAACUGAGAGAUGUUAUAUAUGAUGUUGAUGAAAUCCUGGACGUGGCUAGGUGUAAAGGAAGCAAGCUACUGCCCGACGAUCCUUCAUCAUCAUCAAGCAAUGCGGCUGCAUGUAAAGGCCUCUCAGUUUCCUCUUGCUUUUGUAACAUCUGGUCACGCCGUGAUGUUGCUGUUCGGAUUAGAAGCCUCAACAAAAAAAUAGUAAACAUUUUAAAGGACACGGUAUUCUUAACACUCAACACUGGUAUGCAGCCUACCAGAAAUGGUCCAACAUCCAAACUGAUAAGAAGCUCCAACCUUGUUGAGCCCAACCUUGUGGGGAAGGAGAUCAUAUAUUCUAGCAAGAAGCUGGUGGACUUAGUUGUUGCACAUAAGGAAAGUAAGUCUUACAAGCUUGCUAUUGUUGGAACAGGAGGAGUUGGUAAGACAACACUAGCUCAGAAAAUAUACAAUAACCAAAAAAUUAAAGGAAGCUUCAAGAUGCAAGCAUGGAUUUGUGUUUCACAAGACUACAAUGAAGUAACUCUUCUUAAAGAGGUUCUCCGGACUAUUGGUGUGCAUCAUGAGCAAGGUGAAACCAUAACAGAGCUCCAGAGGAAGCUUGCAGAAACAAUUGAAGGGAAGAGUUUCUUUCUGGUUCUAGAUGAUGUCUGGCAUUCCAAUGUAUGGAUGGAUCUAUUAAGGCCUGCAUUUGCAUUACAUGAAACAACAUCCGGAGUAAUAUUGUUAACCACACGAGAUGAUCAAAUUACAAGGAGGAUAGGUGUAGAGCAUACCCAUCGAGUUGAUCUCAUGUCUGUAGAGGUGGGAUGGGAGCUACUUUGGAAGAGCAUGAACAUUGAGGAAGAGAAAGAAGUGCAGAAUUUAAGAAACACGGGAAUUGAGAUUGUUCGUAAAUGUGGUCACCUCCCUCUUGCAAUCAAGGUUACCGCUAGUGCUUUGGCAAGCAGAGAUCUAACGGAGAAUGAGUGGAAAAAGUAUUUGGGCAAAUAUGCUGGUUCCCAGAACAUGCUCUUGGAUGAAAUAGAAGGAGCUUUGUAUCUAAGCUAUGAUGAGUUAGCACAUCGUCUGAAGCAGUGUUUCCUUUAUUGUGCUUUGUAUGCUGAAGAUUCUAUCAUUGAGCGUGAAGAAGUUACCAGGUUAUGGAUUGCUGAAGGAUUCAUCGAGGAGCAGCAAGGCCAACUACUAGAAGACAUAGCAGAAGAGUACUACUACGAGCUAAUACAUCGGAAUCUCCUCCAGCCAGAUAUUAACAGUUUUGACCAGGCUGAAUGCAAAAUGCAUGACCUCUUGAGGCAGCUUGCUUUAAAUAUAUCAAGAGAAGAAUGUUCUGUUGGAGAUGUUGAAUUAUUAAGCGGUGAAAAUAUGUCAAAACUGCGACGUAUUACUGCUGUUAUUAAGAAGGAUAUGUUGGUGUUACCUAGAGUGGAUAAGGUGGAUGUUAAGGUGAGGACUUUCAUAACUAUUAAGGGUGCAACGAGAAUUGAGGAUACAUUGUUCAAGAGAUUCCUCCUCCUUCGUGUUUUAGUACUGAAUUACACACUUGUACAAAGCAUUCCAGGCUAUAUAGGAAAAUUGAUACAUCUACGUCUACUUAAUCUGGAUUAUACUGGCAUAUCUUGUCUUCCGGACUCCAUUGGCUCCCUAAAGAACCUUCAAGUACUGAGCCUGAAAUGGUGUCAUGAUCUGCACGGUCUUCCUUUGGCAAUGACCCUGUUGUGCAGUUUAAGAUGCCUUGAUCUUUUUGGCACAGAAAUAAAUCAGGUUCCAAAAGGCAUGGGGAAAGUGAAGCUCCUCACUUAUUUAGGAGAUUAUCCUGUUGGUGAUGGAAGUGAGAAUGCUGUUAUACAAGAUGGAUGGAACUUGGAAGAGUUGUCUUCUCUGACGCAGAUGAGGUAUCUUUCUCUUGUUAAAUUGGAAAGAGCAGCUCACUGCAGUACAAAUGCAGUGCUUACGGACAAAAAACAUCUAAAAGAACUAAUGCUAGAGUGGACUGGACGUGGAGAGGGACCAUAUUCAGAAGAACAUGUCAGCAAUGCUGAGAAGGUCUUUGAGCAGCUAAUACCUCCACCGAACCUGGAAGACCUAUGUAUUUUUGGAUUCUUUGGUCGGCGGUUUGCCACCUGGUUUGGUACCACCUAUUUGUCUUCAUUAAUAUACUUGAAACUCAUAGAUGUACGAUCAUGUGUGCAUCUUCCACCCAUCUGGCAGCUAGCCAACUUGAAAUAUCUGAGAAUUGAGGGAGCACAUGCAGUAACCAAGGUUGGACCUGAAUUUGUUGGUUGCAAGAAGGGUGAUCCUGUAUGUGAUGAGUUGGUUGCUUUCCCAAAACUUGAAUGGUUGAUCUUCCAAGAUAUGCCCAACUGGGAGGAGUGGUCUUUUUUUGAGGAAGAAGUUGCUGCUGCUGAUGGACGGGGAGAGGAUGGAGCUGCUGAGAUUCGAAAAGAGGAUGCCCAACCUGCAAGGGUGCGACUGUUGCCUCGUUUGUUGAAAUUGCAACUUCACGGUUGCCCAAAGCUGAGGGAUCUCCCGCAACAGCUUGGAAAGGACACCGCCUGUUUGAAGGUGCUUAGUUUAGUAGGACUAAACAACUUGAAGGCCGUGGAGGACCGCCCAGUGCUCUGUGAGCUCCUUGUUAUUGACGCUUGUGAAGGCCUGGAGAAGGUCUCCAACCUCCCUCGUGUGACAGAACUGCAUGUAGGUGGUUGUCCAAACUUAAGCCAUGUAGAGGGGCUGGGCAGUUUGCGGCAACUAGGGGUGGACAAGGAUAUGCAAAAGAUCUCUUCAUGCUGGUUGCAUGGGCUUCAAGAGCAGCACCAACGACUUCAUGGCGAAGAUCUGGAUAUCUAUACUCUGUUUAGGGAGUAGCUGGCUCAAGCCUAGGACUGGUGGUGCGGUUCUUUUCGGCUGGCAAAGCACGAGUCAUACCAAGCUGGGGAAGCCUGUCCAUGCUAAAGCUGUGUAAGUGCCAUGAUCUGUAGCGAGCUGCUGAAGGAAGUGUCCUGUUUUUCUUUGGGCAGGUGCCCUGGAAUUAUUGUAUAGAAUUUCGUCUUAUUUCUUUCUGAAUUUUUCCGGAGACCUUCGUUGUACUGAAUCUGCAUGGCAUGGUUUCGUUCUUUGGCUGUAACCCACGCAUUUCAUUUUAUUCCAUUCUGAACUUGGGGCCGGAGGCCCUUUGCUGUAGUGAACCUGCAUGGCACGGUUUCGUUGUUUAAAUGUAAUCGAUGAAUUUCGUUUUGGCACGAUUUUAUUCUUUGAGUAUAAGUGACGAAUUUGGUUGUGUUUCA